Molecule: messenger RNA, 1419 nt
Organism: Penicillium cataractarum
Lineage: Eukaryota; Fungi; Ascomycota; Eurotiomycetes; Eurotiales; Aspergillaceae
Exons: 1
Coding region: 1-1419 (472 amino acids)
Biological process (GO): positive regulation of DNA-templated transcription, elongation; regulation of transcription by RNA polymerase II
Cellular component (GO): cyclin/CDK positive transcription elongation factor complex; nucleus
Molecular function (GO): cyclin-dependent protein serine/threonine kinase activator activity
Source: RefSeq, a predicted model, not a curated record
AUGGAAGCCUCCGCGUCCCCAGCACCGCCGAAGCACCGCAUCCCCGGCCUACCUAAUCCGGUUAUAGCGGCCACACAGCAGAAAUGGAUCUUUAGCGAUGAAGACCUCGAGCGCACGCCGUCGCGGGUUGACAAAAUCGACCGGGAGAAGGAGGAUUAUAUCCGGCAUCGAGCUGUCGAGUUUAUCUGGCAGGUCAGCAUGAUGCUUAAGAUGCCGCCGCAGACGUCUAUGACGGCGACGGUGUUUAUGCAUCGCUUUCUCAUGCGAUACUCUCUUCGCGGACAAUACCCCGAGGUGGGCGCCGACCUCAUGCACCCCAAGGUCAUCGCGGCAGUCUCCCUGUUCGUUGCGUUCAAGGUUGACGAGACGAUGCGCCGCAUGAAGGAUUUCGUCGUGGCCUGCUGCCGUGUCGCUAUGAAGCAGCCUGAUCUUGUUGUGGAUGAGCAGUCAAAGGACUACUGGAAGUGGCGCGACUUGAUUCUCCAGAAUGAGAGCGUCAUGCUGGAGUUCCUCUGUUUCGACUUACAGCUCGAGUCGCCGUACCGCAUCCUUUGGGAUUACUCUCUCUCCCUCGGCGUGGGCGACAACAGACCCCUCCGCCACUCGGCAUACGCCUUCCUAAACGACUCCACAUACACAGUGCUCUGUCUACAGUUCCAGCCCCGCGUCAUCGCCGCAGCGGCCCUCUACGCCGCAGCUCGCCAUUGCCGGAUCGCCUUCCCAGACGACUCCGAGGGACGACCAUGGUGGGCACAACUAGACGUCAAAGUAGACGAGCUCAUCCGCGCCUGCAAACUUAUCGUCAAAAUCUACGAGCGCGUCCAGCAAAACCUAAGCAAGGGCUAUCCAGACUUUGCCUUUUCCGACGCAGACGUCAACGAUCCAACCCGCCUCUUCCACAACAACCCCAUCGCGGACCCAGUCUCCACACCCACCCUCAGCACACCAGGCGACUCGGCCGCGUUAAACGGGCGCAAACGCUCGCGUGAGCCAGACUCCCAGUCUAAUGAACACCAUCAACCAACCCCAACACCAAACACACAACAAUCCUCCUCAUUAAAUGGGGAGCGCUCGCCAAAACGCCAACGCACCGUCUCACCCCAUCCCGCUGCAGCAGGCGCAACAGCUUCACCAUCAACAACAGCUCGCCCGCGCAUUCCCCUCCGCGCAUUAGAAGCAGUCCGACAAUCUAAACCCACCGAUCGACUCUCCAGCGAGAGACAAGAUCAGAAAAACACCCAGUCAUCCUCAACACAGAACCCCCAGAAAGAGGAAACGAGCGCCGAAGAAGGCGAAGUCUCAGACGACAAGGGCGUUGACCCGAGUACAGCCCCAGCGGACUCUGCAAACCCCAAGGAAACGGGCCCCCCGUCCGCACCAAAUGAUGAAGGGGGUGGAAGCGAAGAAGGCGAAAUCUAG